This is a messenger RNA of Caenorhabditis bovis, 1482 nucleotides long. The record is from the annotation of a GenBank genome assembly. Lineage: Eukaryota; Metazoa; Nematoda; Chromadorea; Rhabditida; Rhabditidae.
AUGCCUCCUAAAGGCUCAAAGAAAGCACCCAAUGUUGCUGCAGAAAAGACUACACCCCAGAUUCUACCACCUGUUCAACAAGUGGCCACAAAGAUUCAAUCGACUAGCGGUUUGACCGUCUCCGUUCAUCCGGCAUGGCCUGACAUGCAAUUUACUCAAGGAGAGCUGUUUUUUGAAUGCACGCUUUUCCUUUAUUCCGUGUUAGCUUUGUUUCUUCAAUACCUGAAUCUUUAUAAAACCCUAUGGUGGCUGCCUAAAUCGUAUUGGCAUUUUUCAAUAAAAUUCCAUUUAAUUAAUCCGUAUUUCCUGUCAUGCGUUGGUCUAAUGCUUGGCUGGAGAGUUACACUUUGCUUUUGGAAAACGAUAACCGACACAGUUGCUUCGAUUUCGUUCUCGCAAAGACCAUUUAUUCAAACGGUUCUAAUGGUUACGGAAUACGCCGUCAUCAAAACCCCACUGAUGACAUUGGUGAUCACGAGCUUCUUGUUCAGCUUCACGCGUGUGUGCAAUGAUUACCCGCUUUCAUCAAUUCUUUAUUUUUUCUUCCCAAUCCUUUUGUAUAGCUGCGUGUUCUACAACGAAUUAAUUGCAUGGGUCGUUCGAUUUGGACGAACGCUCGGAGAAUGGAGAAAAGGAAGAAUUGAAUUCGCUGAGUUUGUCGAGAAAAUGUGCGAAGGUCCAUCGGCUCAAAUCGAUCUCGAUUCGGUUCUUCAUAUGUGCAGUGAUAAUCCAGCUCAAAUUCGUGAAGAAGUCGAUGUUCUUAUUGAUGAUUUGAUGCUUCGAGCGAAACGCAGCUAUUAUGCUGGAAUUUCGACAACAUUUAUGAGUGUUUUGUUGCCGUGCGUUUUUGUGCCGCACAAAACCACCCUCGGUGUUCCGCAACAAAUUCUCAUCAACGAGUUCUGGGAGUAUCAGCUUGGACUCAUUGUGGGUCUCACAGCGUUUUCGCAUCAUAUGACCUAUCUUCUGCCGUUGAAUUAUUUGGAUUUGUUGCAUCGAGCUGCAAUUCAUCUUGGCUGCUGGGAAACCAUUGAAGGACCAAAGAUUGGCCACAUGGGAAGUAUGAGUCAAUCGCCGUCUCCAUGGCUUGAUUCAGUCCUUUAUAAUGAGGGGGAUACCGUUCAAAUGCCCGAUGGGCGAUGCUACCGAGCGAGAUCAUCGAAAUAUGUGAAAACAAUAGCAGCGCAUCCCGAAAAAUGGUUCCAAUAUUAUUUCUUUAAGUUCAUUCAAAAACCGCUGACCCUCAUCAAUUGGAUGUGCAUGUUCGAAUUUUCGCUCAUUUUUAUCCAAUUCUGGAUGCUCGUCCUCACCAACGACUGGCAGCAUAUUGUGACUUUUGUGCUGCUCAUGUUCGCCAAUUAUAUGCUGUUUGCGAAACUUUUCAAAGAUCGGAUAAUUCUGGGUAGAAUCUACGAGCCGUCGCAAGAAGACCUUCUCCUUGUUCGACAACUGCAGGAAGAACUUUCGAAGUCGAAUAAUUAA